AUGCAGAAUUCGGACGUCCAUCGAUAAACAUUAAUUAGCAACGUAUCCUACUACUGUUCUGUCACCAGCUGGAAAAAAACAUGUCUGAGAUGAUAACUUUUCAAACAUUAUCACGUGAUACAAUCCAUAGUAUACCUCAGGCGUCUACUGUAGGAGAGAUGAGAAAGUCUGUAGCCUUAAAACUGGACACCGAAUACUGGCUUGUCGAUAUCGUAAACAUAGACAACUUUUUCAUCUACGAUUCAGACACUACGAGUGACGUCCUGCACGAUCCAUUCCACGUCAUGGUGUGGGCGGAGAGCCGACCUGUGUCAGGACACAUUACAACAUCCAAGCCAGACAUCGUGUGGGAGUACGAAUCAGACCCAAGACUGGAGCUCUCCUGUGGCCAUGCUAUCAGUAAUUAGCGUGUAUUAAGAGAAAAGGGAUUUCACCUGAAACCAUUUAAACUAUAGUUGCUACAUUAUCACAAGUUAAAAAUGCUAAUUUGAUAUUUUAAGAAACUGCUCAAAAUAACAAAGAAUAUGAUAUUUCAUAAUUUUCUCCUCAUUAAUUCCUGCACAUCUUUUGUAGCACCCGACAAUUUGUACGGUUUAGUUCGUGAGAAGAUACUUCAGAACGAACACAUUCUACGAUGUCCUGGGAAAACAGAUUUUGGAACUUGCAAUCAAAUGUGGGAUAAUCAAGAAAUCCUGGAAAAGUGCAUGUUAAGUGUCGACGAAUACAUCUUUCUUACUGGAAAACUUUCUUUCAAUUACUUAAACAAACAAAACAACGAAGACAUAAAGAACUGCCCUAGAUGUGACUCAUACUGCCAAAAAAUUAGAAGGUUUGAAACGCAUGUCAAAUGCUUAUAUUGUUCAAACCAACAGUAUUGCACCUAUAAAUUUUGUUGGUAUUGUAUGGAAGACUGGAAACCAAAUCAUGCCUGUAGCUUGUCCAACGAGUUUGGGAAUAAUUUGGAAAUUUCCCGUCAAUUGCAAGAUUGUCUCAGAAUAACUCUGGACUAUUCUAAUAUGGGUGGUGUUCCAUCAAAACGUCUUUGCCCAAAUUGUAAGACAUUGUUACAGCAUGACCAGGCAUGUAAAUCUAUGUUAUGUACAUUUUGUAAAACUGAGUUUUGUUUUGCAUGUUUGAAAAUCGCACGUGAUGGAAAACUCCCAUGUGGUGAAUAUAAUGAACGCUGCAACGUAGCACCGAUUCAGCCAACACAAUGACUGUGCAUUCAUCUACACUGAACUUCCUCGUAAAAUGUUAUCAAAGUAUGAUAAUAGGAUAAAUAAAACUCAUUUCAAG
This is a messenger RNA of Ostrea edulis (European flat oyster), 1296 nucleotides long. RefSeq lists its product as uncharacterized. The transcript is spliced from 2 exons. Lineage: Eukaryota; Metazoa; Mollusca; Bivalvia; Ostreida; Ostreidae. The coding region runs from base 81 to 407 and encodes 108 amino acids. The record is from RefSeq and is a predicted model, not a curated record.